This is a messenger RNA of Peronospora farinosa, 306 nucleotides long. The record is from the annotation of a GenBank genome assembly. Lineage: Eukaryota; Oomycota; Peronosporomycetes; Peronosporales; Peronosporaceae.
AUGCGAGUGCGACUCGUUCUAUCACUCCUUGCAGUAGCCGCGAUUGGGUGUGCUGUCAAAGCAAAGACAACAACUCCCGUUGUUAGGAGUCAUAUUGAUUCCUCUGACGUGUCAGAGGAUAAUAACGACGGUGACAGGAUGAUAAGCCUCGAUUCAUUGAUUACCAAGGCCAAGGAUAUUUUGACCACGAACCCCUUCAAAGGGUUAACCAGAGCCACUAAGCAACCAAAUCUCGUUGACGAUCAGCUGGUGAAAGCCGUUGAGCAACCAAAACCCGUUGACGAUCAGCUGGAGAUAAGCCGAUGA